AUGCACCAGGUGGUGAUCUACCUUAGCCAGCAGCUCUACUCCAAAGAUGUGCACUUCCUCACACCUCUUCCUCUCUGGAGCUCGAGAUUCUGUAACCGUGCAAAAUCAUUUUCCGUGGGCUCUGUUGAACCCAGUUUCAUCAAGUAUGAUGAGGCUGGAUGUUCAUGGGUUGUGCGUGCAAGACCAUACAAAGUGGCAAGGGAUAUCCGUGAUACCACAGUGGCAGAUGAUCAUCGUCAAUUGACCUCCACUUUCAUUGCUAAUAGAGUUGCCAAUGAAAUAAAGUCACUCCCUACAUACACAAUAAAGGGAGUGAUAGACUUGGUAAAGGAACUAUUUGGUUACAAGGUGAAGUAUGGGAAGGCGUGGAAGGCCAAACAAGCUGCAUUUAAGAUCUUGUAUGGUGAUUGGGAAGAAGCAUACAACCGCCUCCCUAGGUUGUUGGGAGCGAUGGCGGCAAGAAACCCAGGAACAUAUCAUGUGGUGGAGGCUAUUGGAUCGAAGACUAGGAUUGUGAAUGGUGAAAGUGUCAGAGUAUUUGGCCGUGCGUUUUGGGCAUUCGGGCCAAGCAUAAGGGCAUUCAAGCAUUGCCGGCCAGUUAUGGCUGUUGAUGGAACAUUUUUGACUGGGCGGUUCAGGGGCACAUUGUUGGUUGCCAUAGGGCACGACGCCGGGGACCAACUGUUGCCUUUGGCUUUUGCUUUGGUUACCGCAGAGAACAACGACAAUUGGGAGUGGUUCAUGCACCUAGUGAGGACCAAAGUUAUUGAACCGAACAAAGAGGUUUGCAUCAUCUCGGACCGCCACCAAGGGAUACUCAACGCAGUUGAGAAGGAAAUUCCAGGGUGUGCUCGUGUCCACCAUCGAUGGUGCAUGAGGCAUUUCUGUUCCAACUUCUAUAGGGCAUGUGGGAACAGCAGUAGAUAUGGUACAAGUCAUUAA
This is a messenger RNA of Lolium perenne, 942 nucleotides long. RefSeq lists its product as uncharacterized. The record is from RefSeq and is a predicted model, not a curated record. NCBI's taxonomy places the organism in Eukaryota, Viridiplantae, Streptophyta, Magnoliopsida, Poales, Poaceae.